This is a messenger RNA of Verticillium nonalfalfae, 1446 nucleotides long. RefSeq lists its product as uncharacterized. The record is from RefSeq and is a predicted model, not a curated record. Gene Ontology annotation, molecular function: transmembrane transporter activity. The transcript has a single exon. NCBI's taxonomy places the organism in Eukaryota, Fungi, Ascomycota, Sordariomycetes, Glomerellales, Plectosphaerellaceae. Bases 1 to 1446 code for a protein of 481 amino acids. Gene Ontology annotation, cellular component: fungal-type vacuole membrane. Gene Ontology annotation, biological process: transmembrane transport.
AUGACCACGUCGGAAACCCUCGUGCGGCCCAGCUUCGAGCUGCGAACCCUCCACCGUGCCGACUUCGUCAACGGACCCGAGACGGGAACCCCACUCGGUGCCGCAACACCAGAUGCCGCCCUCGGCGAGACCGACCUCCCCGCCGUCACCGACACACACGAUCCCGCCGAUGAGUUUGCGUCGCUGCCGCCUGCUGACGGGGGCAAACAUGCGUACCUGUUCCUCGCCGCCUGCUUCCUCGUCGAGGCCCUCAUCUGGGGCUUCCCCUUUUCCUUUGGCGUCUUCCGCAGCUACUAUGCCACGCACGCCCCUUUUGCCGGGGCCCCCAACAUUGCCGUCAUCGGCACCUGCGCCAUGGGGAUCAUGUACUUUACAGCACCUCUCGUCAUCUCCAUCCUCCGCGUCGUCCCUCGCUUCUCCCGCUGGUCCCCCGUCAUCGGCCUCCUCUUGACGUGUUUCGCCCUCGCCAUGUCCUCGUUCAGCACCACUGUGCCGCAUCUCAUCGCCACCCAGGGCGUCUUCUAUGCCAUUGGCGGUGCCCUCGCCUACAUUCCCUGCAUCGUCUACAUGGAUGAGUGGUUCGUCCGUCGCAAGGGGCUCGCCUACGGCAUCAUGUGGUCCGGUACGGGCAUCGCCGGCGUCAUCUUCCCGCUUCUCAUGGAGACGCUCCUCUCGCGCUUCGGCCAUCGCACGACCCUCCGCCUCUGGGCCGGCCUGCUGUUCCUGCUGGCCGCGCCGCUGGCCUUCUUCAUCCGCCCGCGCAUCCCGCCGACCAGCGCCCGCUCCUCGAGCGCCGCCUUCCGCAGGCCCCACGCCAACGUACGCUUCCUGCUGAGCCGGCCCUUUCUGCUGCACCAGGCUGCCAACAUUGUCGAGGCCCUCGGCUACUUCCUGCCAGCCGUCUACCUGCCGUCCUACGCGCAGACGUUUCUCGGCGCGGCACCCUUCGCCGCCGCUUCGACGCUCUUGUUUGUCAACGUGGCAAGCGUCUUUGGCUGCGUCGCCAUGGGCCACAUGGUGGAUCGGCUGCCCGUCGGCCACUGUCUCCUCGUGAGCUCCAUCGGCGCCGCCGUCGGGUGCCUGAUGCUGUGGGGGUUCGCGUCCAGUCUGCCUGUGCUCUACGUCUUCUGCGCCGUGUACGGGCUGUUUGCCGGCAGCUACACGUCGGCCUGGCCCGGCGUCAUGACGAGCAUCGUGGAGCGGGAGAGGGGCAAGGGCAGGGGCGUGGAUCCCAUCCUGGUCUUUGGUUGUCUCGCGUCGGGCCGGGGUGUCGGCAAUAUGGUGUCCGGACCGCUGAGCGAGGCGCUCAUCGAGGGGAAGCCGUGGAUGGGCGAUGCCGGGUUCGGAUACGGCAGCGGCUACGGGACGCUGAUUGUGUUUACAGGUGUGACGGCCGCGCUCGGGGGAAUGAGCUGGCUGUGGAAGCGCAUCGGAUGGAUGAAGUAG